This is a messenger RNA of Naegleria gruberi, 2366 nucleotides long. RefSeq names its product leucine-rich repeat-containing protein-like protein. The record is from RefSeq and is a predicted model, not a curated record. The transcript has a single exon. NCBI's taxonomy places the organism in Eukaryota, Heterolobosea, Eutetramitea, Acrasida, Naegleriidae. Bases 1 to 2289 code for a protein of 762 amino acids. Gene Ontology annotation, molecular function: protein binding.
AUGGGUGUCGAUGCAUCAAAAUUGUAUAGCCCGAGCACAAUGCUCAAUACGGCUCUAGGAAGAAAUAGUUUAGAAGAAACAUAUCCAGAGGAUUUGGAACAUUUCGAUCCGUUUGAUAAGAAUUCCAAACAUUCAAAUGCCAAUAAUGCAUUUGUAAAGAGGAAAUUGCCAAAGGAAAUGUGGUUACAUAUUGCCAGUUUCAUGCCAAUCAAGACUUUAUGUUUGUUGGUUGGUGCCAAUAAGUUUUUCUUUAAAUUGUUGGUGAAACCUGACCUUGGAUCUUCAACCGUAUCCAAAGGAGAAGAACGAAGUAGCUUGGAUAUUGUGAGUCAAUAUUCGAGAAUUGGUUUCAAUUAUAUUUUGGAACGAUUAUUGUUUAAUGCAUUCCCUGAUUAUGGAAUUUUCAUAACUGAAAAGAGAGAAGGAUUAGAAGCAAGAAAGAGUAAAAGCUCUAGUAAUGUAAAGAAUUUGAAACAAGUCAAGAAUGAAUUAUUCUAUUCCAAUACCUAUGACAAGAUGAAGGAAAUUGUGACGAACCUGGAAACUUACAGAGACUUUUCUGUGUGUUGGAAGAGAUUGGAUAUUGAACAUGCUGAACUUAAUAUGAAGCCUACAUCCCUUUGUCUGAUUGAUAUAACAAUCUCAAAGAAGAAUAUUCAAUAUUUAAUGUCUAGAAGAGGUUUGGAAUAUUUAGAUGAAGACGAGGAUCAUAACAGCUAUGGAUUUGCAGAAGAUAUUUAUGAUCAACCACCAGUUAAUACUUGGUCAAUAUUCGUUAAUCAUGUAUUCUCCCCUAAAUUGAAAUAUUUAACAAUCAAUGAUUGCCACUUUUCAUUAGAUAUUCAUUUUGAUUGGUACAAUAUGAACUUGGUUCAUCACUGUCCAAAUCUCAAGAGAAUUGAGAUUAAACUUUAUGAGAAAUACCAUGACUGGUUGUUGGACACUAUUCGUUCCUUGAAGAGUCUGGAAACAGUUACAUUCCUCCCUGGUAGUGAAUUGUCUUCCACUUUCUAUCAAGCAGUCACAAAAUCAGCAGAUAACAUUUCACACAUUAAGGAGUUGAACUUUUUAGAUGAGUUUACCUUUGAUCAACCUCUUGAUUUUUUGCAAACUUUUUACAAAUUAGAGAGAUUGACAAUUCAACUCAGAUCCUACAAGGAUGUUAAAUAUAUUCCAACAAAUAUUCGCUCGCUGACCAUCAGUUUAGGAGGUAAAUCAUCCACUGAGGUUCCUAACAUCAAAUUUGAUUGUCUUAAACAAUUAGCAGUCAAAGGUGGGGUUUUAUCUCACGAACAAUGGGACUCAUUCCUCAAGAAUACCAGUCAAAAUGUUGAGCAAUUUACUAUUGCUCCUGCUGAGGAGUUUAACUUUUCCAAAUCAUUAACAUAUUUUACCAAGCUGAAGACCGUUUCUAUUUCUAACAUUUAUUUUGCUUCCUCUGAUCAUUCCUCAGUGGUCUCAAAGUUUUUCACCAACAAUAAGAAUCUAGUAUCUUUAGAUAUGAGUGGAAGUGUCAUUAACUAUACCAAAUCUAUUGUUAAUGCAUUACCAAAAUCGUUGAGAGAAAUUAAUCUGGAAGGAACGAUUGCCCAACUUCCAACUCAUAUCAAACUCGAUAAGCUUACCUUUACUAUCAAUGGUAAACAAGAUGAGAUUGUUCAAUCGCUCGAUUAUAGCGUAUGGAAAGAAAGUCUCAAAGAAUUGUGUAUAUAUGGAUCAGAAGUUCAUGGAUUAUUAUCUGUAAAUAUUUGUAAAUUGCAAAACUUGGAAAAGCUCGUACUUGUUGGUAUUGGAUUUGAAAAGAUUCCAAAGGAUUUCUAUUCAAUGAAAUCUCUUAAACAUAUUGACCUUUCUUCCAAUCAAAUAAGGGAGGUAUCAAAGAAGAUUGCCUAUAUGCAAAACCUUGAAUAUAUUGACAUUUCCAAUAACAGUAUUGAAAAGUUCGAUGCUUCAGUAUUCAAAUUAAUGAAAAAAUUGGAUCAAGUCCAUUUUACAAGAAACCCAUUCUACAAUGGCUAUGAAUCCUCGCUGACUUAUCAAAAAUGGUUGCACUACCCAACCUAUAAUACCAUAGCAGCCGUAUGUAAGAAUAGAUUUUUGGAAAAGAAGAAGAAUUUAUAUGAAGUUUCCAAUACUAGAAUUCAAUGGUUUGUUGAACUCUACAAACACGUCAGAUUUACUGUACAGAUUGAAUAUUUCAAUAUUAAACGUCAAGCUACACAAAGAAAAGCAUUCAGAUGUGCUAUGGAUAAGAGGAAAUGCAAUUUAUUCGAAUGGGAUCUGAUAUAGCCCGUCUGAAAAUAACUCAGUUUCAUUCCCAAUGUAAAUAUUAAUACCAUUGUUAAAUAAAAUUACUAAUUUAUUAA